Messenger RNA from Papaver somniferum (opium poppy), 1722 nucleotides. RefSeq names its product protein RICE SALT SENSITIVE 3-like. The transcript has 7 exons. NCBI's taxonomy places the organism in Eukaryota, Viridiplantae, Streptophyta, Magnoliopsida, Ranunculales, Papaveraceae. The record is from RefSeq and is a predicted model, not a curated record. Bases 525 to 1574 code for a protein of 349 amino acids.
UUUUCCUUUUUGAAGGAUGGAUUUUUUUAGGCUGGUGAACCGGAGGGGUUGUGUUUGGAGGUGCUUGUCAUUCCAACGAAAUUCAUAACUAGGAACAAGAUCAUAUAUAGACAUUUUGCGUUCUUCAGGUCCGGUUCCUAAAAGCUAAAACCCAUGAUGUGAAUUGUGAAACAGAGUGAGGAGGAUAAAAUCCAGGGAUCAUGUUACUCUCUGGCUCCACAUUUACUACUGGUCAAGUGGCAACCUGUUGCUUUACAUGUAUGUUGUUGUUGUUGUUGUCACUCCUCGGCAUACAUGGCUUUCCGUGGGCACACACUUGAAAUUGCAUUCAAGAAAUGGCACAGCAUCCAGUACCAUUACCACCGGUCAGUUGAAAGUGGGCCUAAAUUGAUACUGGCUCUGUGUAUUACAGUUACAGUUACAGGUCCCAUUACUUCCCCUUCUUAAUGCGUUCAGUAGUACUGCAGAAGCUGUUUACUUAAACCACAACAAGCUCUUUCUCCCUCUCUCUCUCUGGAUCAACAAUGGAAGGCCGGGCUCUCAUGCUCAAUUGUCUCUUGCAACAAACACUGAGAAAUCUAUGUUCUUGUUCAGAUUCUUCAAAGUGGGUUUAUGCAGUCUUUUGGAGGAUCCUGCCUAGGAAUUAUCCACCACCCAAGUGGGAUUUUGGAGGCAGUUUUCUUGAUCGUUCUAAAGGAAGCAACAGGAACUGGAUUCUAGCAUGGGAAGACGGGUAUUGUGACUUUUUGGAAUGUGACAGAGCUGGAAGUGACUACAGUAAAGGAAGAUUUGGAGCUCAUGUUUUCUUUAAGAUGUCUCAUGAAGUUUAUAACUAUGGAGAAGGAUUAAUAGGAAAAACUGCAGCGGAAAAUAGUCACAAGUGGGUAUUUAGAGAAAACUCAGUUGAUAAAGAUCAUCACCAUCAAUCUUCUUGGAAUGGAUCAAAUGACUCUCAACCGAGAGCUUGGGAUUUUCAGUUCAGUUCAGGCAUUCAAGUUAUGGAAGAUCUCAAUCUAGUGAUCAACAUACAAAGGAUAUUCAGCUACCUUCACAGCAUACCAAGUGCAUUCACAAUGCAAAGACCAUAUCUAAUGCCUCCUCAUUCAUACCCAAAUACAUUCAAGCUCCAUACCCAAAUGACAGAUUUCUGCAUUGAGGAUGAGAAGCUUCAAUUGAGAGGAGGAAAAAGAUGUUAUGGAGAUAGAAUUGAAGAUGAAUAUCCAAACAAAUCCAUGAAUGUUGGAUGGAAUAGUCCACAUGUUAACAGUGAAGGAGGAAUUCCUUUUUGUUCAAUACCAUCUCUUCUGCCAACUACUAAUAUGUCUUGUAGUCUUGAAGUUCUGUUAUCUAAACUACCAUCAGUGAUUCCUUCAGAUUCCGGCACUAGAGACUGUGCGAAGGACGAUAACAAUGAGAGCUGCAACUUGGAUAUUCUGGGAUUGGGUACUAAUUCUGGCAGUGGUGAUGAGUUGUCAGAAAUUUCGAGAAUAAAAUCUGAAGCGUUGGUAUCAAACGAUGAUGAGGAAAAACCUGGAAAUCAAAUUUUAAAUCUUAAUUCAAGUUUGGAACUGUAACAUUGGGAGAGAAAGUAAAUAAACCGAGUUAUUUCAUUCGUUGUUUAACACUUAUCAUUUGGUUUCUAUUAGGACGGGAAGAUGAAUCAAUCUCUCUUCCUGAAAUGUACUAAUUUUCGGGUAAGUAAAGAUGUGUCCGUUGCACUGA